Messenger RNA from Coregonus sp. 'balchen', 40152 nucleotides. The record is from the annotation of a GenBank genome assembly. Lineage: Eukaryota; Metazoa; Chordata; Actinopteri; Salmoniformes; Salmonidae.
AGGGAGUCCUCGUGUUAAGGUCACCCCAGCUUAUAAAGAGGAGCAGUGUGCCCCCGCUCUCAGCCUGGAGAUGAAGAGACCCAUAGACCUGGAGGCACCCAUCACCAGGUAGGAUAGUCUAACACACACACACACACACACACACACACACACACACACACACACACACACACACACACACACACACACACACACGUAAACACACACACACACACACACACACACACACACACACGUAAACACACACACACACACGUAAACACACACACACACACAACACACACACACGUAAACACAAACACACACACACACACACACACACACACACACACACACACGUAAACACACACACACACACACACACACACGUAAACACAAACACAAACACACACACACACACACAUACAUACACACCUACACACAACUCACACAUACACAACUCACACUCAAACACCAACUGGACACUGAAGUGUGUUUAGUUUGCAAGUAAACACUGGUCUAGUUUUUGCCCAUCAUAAAUCUAGUUAGUUUUCCAUUCUGGACUGGUGUAUUCUGGACUGGUGCAUGGUACUUCCUUCAGUCACUGUGUACAUUUAUGUGCUGAAUAGAUUUCAUACUCCUCUUCCCAAACCAAUUUGUGGCUUCUGCAAAUUAUAUAACUACGUGUGGCUUCGGCUUUGCACAUUCCUCCUCUAGUCCAUGUGGACUUCAGUAGGACAUUAAGGAUCUAUUCCUCCUCGCUUUUCCUUCGCGUGGUGUGUGCAUCCUUCCAGUAGCCUGGCUUUAGGGCUGCAUGCCUGGAGUGAACUGAGGAGGGAAGCUCAGCUCUCUCUCUCUCUCUCUGUCUCUGUCUCUGUCUCUGUCUCUGUCUCUCUCUCUCUGUCUCUCUGUCUCUCUGUCUCUCUGUCUCUCUGUCUCUCUGUCUCUCUGUCUCUCUGUCUCUGUCUCUGUCUCUGUCUCUGUCUCUGUCUCUGUCUCUCUCUCUCUCUCUGUCUCUGUCUCUGUCUCUGUCUCUGUCUCUCUCUCUCUCUGUCUGUCUCUCUCUCUCUCUCUCUCUCUCUCUGUCUCUCUCUCUGUCUCUCUCUCUGUCUCUCUCUCUGUCUCUCUGUCUCUCUCUCUCUCUCUCUCUCUGUCUCUCUCUCUCUCUGUCUCUGUCUCUCUCUCUGUCUCUGUCUCUCUGUCUCUCUAUCUCUCUCUGUGUGUCUCUCUCACCUUGUCUGUCUCUCUCACCAUCUUUGUCUCUGUCUGUCUCUCUCUCUCUCUCUCUCUCUCUCUCUCUCUCUCUCUCUCUCUCUCUCUCUCUCUCUCUGUCUCUCUCUCUGUCUCUGUCUCCUCAGUAUGCAGUCUCUUCAGGAGGAUCUGUUGGUGUCUACAGCUGAUGGCUACCUCCACAUCCUCCACUGGGAUGGAGUCAGCAACGGCAGGAAGGCCAUCAGUCUCUGUACCGUACCUUUCUCCCUGGACCUACAGUCUGCCAGAGGUCAGUCACAAUCACUAUAUCAAAUACCAUCCUCUCCCCACCUCACCUACUCUUUACCCAAACCUUACCUACCACCCUUAGCCCUACCAGUCCCUGUAAGCCAACCUCUCCCCCCCGUAUCCAGCCAUGUGUACAUAAUGAUCUGUACCUACAGUGAGGGGAAAAAAAGUAUUUGAUCCCCUGCUGAUUUUGUACGUUUGCCCACUGACAAAGACAUGAUCAGUCUAUAAUUUUAAUGGUAUGUUUAUUUGAACAGUGAGAGACAGAAUAACAACAAAAAAAUCCAGAAAGACUUAUGUCAAAAAUGUUAUAAAUUGAUUUGCAUUUUAAUGAGGGAAAUAAGUAUUUGACCCCUCUGCAAAACAUGACUUAGUACUUGGUGGCAAAACCCUUGUUGGCAAUCACAGAGGUCAGACGUUUCUUGUAGUUGGCCACCAGGUUUGCACACAUCUCAGGAGGGAUUUUGUCCCACUCCUCUUUGCAGAUCUUCUCCAAGUUAUUAAGGUUUCGAGGCUGACGUUUGGCAACUCGAACCUUCAGCUCCCUCCACAGAUUUUCUAUGGGAUUAAGGUCUGGGGACUGGCUAGGCCACUCUAGGACCUUAAUGUGCUUCUUCUUGAGCAACUCCUUUGUUGCCUUGGCAGUGUGUUUUGGGUCAUUGUCAUGCUGGAAUACCCAUCCACAACCCAUUUUCAAUGCCCUGGCUGAGGGAAGGAGGUUCUCACCCAAGAUUUGACGGUACAUGGCCCGUCCAUCGUCCUUUUGAUGCGGUGAAGUUGUCCUGUCCCCUUACCAGAAAAACACCCCCAAAGCAUAAUGUUUCCACCUCCAUGUUUGACGGUGGGGAUGGUGUUCUUGGGGUCAUAGGCAGCAUUCCUCCUCCUCCAAACACGGCGAGUUGAGUUGAUGCCAAAGAGCUCAAUUUUGGUCUUAUCUGACCACAACACUUUCACCCAGUUCUCCUCUGAAUCAUUCAGAUGUUCAUUGGCAAACUUCAGACGGGCCUGUAUAUGUGCUUUCUUGAGCAGGGGGACCUUGCGGGCGCUGCAGGAUUUCAAUCCUUCACGGCGUAGUGUGUUACCAAUUGCUUUCUUGGUGACUAUGGUCCAAGCUGCCUUGAGAUCAUUGACAAGAUCCUCCCGUGUAGUUCUGGGCUGAUUCCUCACCGUUCUCAUGAUCAUUGCAACUCCACGUGAGAUCUUGCAUGGAGCCCCAGGCCGAGGGAGAUUGACAGUUCUUUUGUGUUUCUUCCAUUUGUGAAUAAUCACACCAACUGUUGUCACCUUCUCACCAAGCUGCUUGGCGAUGGUCUUGUAGCCCAUUCCAGCCUUGUGUAGGUCUAUAAUCUUGUCCCUGACAUCAUUGGAGAGCUCUUUGGUCUUGACCAUGGUGGAGUGUUUGGAAUCUGAUUCAUUGAUUGCUUCUGUGGACAGUUGUCUUUUAUACAGGUAACAAGCUGAGAUUAGGAGCACUCCCUUUAAGAGUGUGCUCCUAAUCUCAGCUCGUUACCUGUAUAAAAGACACCUGGGAGCCAGAAAUCUUUCUGAUUGAGAGGGGGUCAAAUACUUAUUUCCCUCAUUAAAAUGCAAAUCAAUUUAUAACAUUUUUGACAUGCGGUUUUCUGGAUCUUUUUGUUAUUCUGUCUCUCACUGUUCAAAUAAACCUACCAUUAAAAUUAUAGACUGAUAAUUUCUUUGUCAGUGGGCAAACGUACAAAAUCAGCAGGGGAUCAAAUACUUUUUUCACUCACUGUACAUCCAUCUGUCCAUGUGUUUAGAUGCAGCCCCCUCGUUGUGUUUAGAUGCAGCCCCCUCGUUGUGUUUUAGAUGCAGCCCCCUCGUUGUGUUUAGAUGCAGCCCCCUCGUUGUGUUUUAGAUGCAGCCCCCUCGUUGUGUUUUAGAUGCGGCCCCCUCGUUGUGUUUUAGAUGCAGCCCCCUCGUUGUGUUUUAGAUGCAGCCCCCUCGUUGUGUUUUAGAUGCAGCCCCCUCGUUGUGUUUUAGAUGCAGCCCCCUCGUUGUGUUUUAGAUGCAGCCCCCUCGUUGUGUUUUAGAUGCGGCCCCCUCGUUGUGUUUUAGAUGCAGCCCCCUCGUUGUGUUUUAGAUACAACCCCCUCAUUGUGUUUUAGAUGCAGCCCCCUCGUUGUGUUUUAGAUGCGGCCCCCUCGUUGUGUUUUAGAUGCGGCCCCCUCGUUGUGUUUUAGAUGCAGCCCCCUCGUUGUGUUUUAGAUGCAGCCCCCUCGUUGUGUUUUAGAUGCAGCCCCCUCGUUGUGUUUUAGAUACAGCCCCCUCGUUGUGUUUUAGAUGCGGCCCCCUCGUUGUGUUUUAGAUGCGGCCCCCUCGUUGUGUUUUAGAUGCAGCCCCCUCGUUGUGUUUUAGAUGCAGCCCCCUCGUUGUGUUUUAGAUGCAGCCCCCUCGUUGUGUUUUAGAUGCAGCCCCCUCGUUGUGUUUUAGAUGCAGCCCCCUCGUUGUGUUUUGUCUGAUGAGUUUGUUUAUGUGUACGUCUCUGCAGGUGGUCUGUGUCUGGACCUGAAGGGGAUGUACAUCAGAGACAUGACGUACUGUGUGACUCUGGAUGGCUUUGCUGUGGUGCUGGAUGAUGGCAGGCUGGGGUUCAUCACUCCUGUAGCCAACAGGAUCACCGCAGACGUAAGAACUGUGGGAGAGGUUUGUGUGUGUGCUUUGCUGUAGUGCACACACAAUGCAGCAGAGUUUUGUGAAUCAUGUUAAACAAUGAAGCAUAACGACUGUGUGAUAAUGUAUGUGGAAAAAAGAGAUUGAAAGUGAAGGCAGAGGUGUGUGUGUGUGUGUGUGUGUGUGUGUGUGUGUGUGUGUGUGUGUGUGUGUGUCAGAGGGAAGAGCAGUGAUCUGAAUGGCCUUGUCUUCUCCAGCAGCUGCAGGGCGUCUGGGCAGCAGAUGUAACAGACGGCACGUGUGUGGCAGUCAACAAUAAGUACAGACUGAUGACAUUUGGCUGUGCCAGGUACGUGUGUCUGGGAACCGGUCUAUCUUUGUGUGAUUGGUGUGCAGAUUGUGUGCAGCACUGUCAGAACUAUUUUCUCUUUCACUCUCUCGCUCUCUCUCUUGCUCUUUCAUGCUCUCUUCUUCUGCUCUCCUCUCUUUCAAUCUCUCUCUGCUCUCUGACUCUCUCCCUCUCCUCUUCGCUCUUCUCUCGCUCUAUCCUCUACCUCUCUUGCACUCUUCUCUCUCUCACUCUCUCUCUCUUGUCACUCUCUUCUCGCACUCUCUCUCCUCCCUCUCUUCGCCUUUCACUCUCUCGACCUCUCUCUCUCUGCCUCUCUCACUUCUCUCUCCCCUCUCUCCUCUCGCUCUCUCUUCCUCUCUCGCUCUACUUUCACUCUUCCUCUUCAUGCUCUCUCUCUCUCUCGCUCAUCUUCUCCUCCUCUCUCUUCUCACUCUUCUCUCACUCUCUCCGCUCUUUCACUCUCUCGCCUCUCUCUCUCUCUCUCGCUCUCUCGCUCUCUAUCCUCUCUCUCCUCUACUCUUUCUCUUUCUUUUUUUAUGCUCUCUCUUUCACUCUCUUCUCGCUCUUUCUUUCACUCUCUCGCUUCUUUCACCCCUCUUCAUCUCGCUCUUUCACUCUCUCUCGCUCUUUUCACUCUCGCUCCUUUUCAACUUCGCUCUCUUUCAUCUCUCGCUCUUUCACUCUCUCUCACUCUCAUUUCACUCUGUCCCUCUCUUUCACUCGCUCUCUCCUCUCUCUCGCUCUUUCACUCUCUCUUUCACUCUCUCGCUCUCUUUCUCUCUACUUCUCGCUCUUUCACUCUCUAUUUCACUCUCUCGCUCUCUUCACUCUCUUUUCACUCUCUCGCUUCUUUCACUCUCUCUCGCUUCUUUCAUCUCUCUUUCACUCUCUCGCUCUUUCACUCUCUCUCGCUCUCUUUCACUCUCUCUUUCACUCUCUCUCGACUCUCUUUCACUCUCUCUUUUCACUCUAUCGCUUCUCUUUUUCCUCUCUGCUCUCUCUUUCACUCUCUCUUUCACUCUCUCGCUCUCUUUCACUCUCUCUUUCACUCUCUCUCGCUCUCUUUCACUCUCUCUCGCUCUCUUUCACUCUCUCUUUCACUCUCUCGCUCUCUUUCACUCUCUCUCGCUCUCUUUCACUCUCUAUUUCACUAUGUCUCGCUCUCUUUCACUCUCUCUUUCACUCUCUCGCUCUCUUUCUCUCUCUCUCUCGCUCUCUUUCACUCUCUCUUUCACUCUCUCGCUCUCUUUCACUCUCUCUCGCUCUCUUUCACUCUCUCUCGCUCUCUUUCACUCUCUCUUUCACUCUCUCGCUCUCUUUCUCUCUCUCUCGCUCUCUUUCACUCUCUCUUUCACUCUCUCGCUCUUUCUCUCUCUCUCUCUCUCUCUCUCGCUCUUUCACUCUCUCGCUCUCACUCUCUUUCACUCUCUCGCUCUUUCAUGCUCUCUCGCUCUCGCUCUCUUUCACUCGCUCUCUUUCACUCGCUCUCUCUCUCUCUCGCUCUCACUCUCUCGCUCUUUCACUCUCUCGCUCUCUUUCACUCACACUCUCUCUCGCUCUCUUUCACUCUCUCUCGCUCUUUCACUCUCUCUCGCUCUCUUUCACUCUCUCUUUCACUCUCUCGCUCUCUUUCACUCUCUCUCGCUCUCUUUCACUCUCUCUUUCACUCUCUCGCUCUCUUUCACUCUCUCGCUCUCUUUCACUCUCUCGCUCUCUUUCACUCUCUCUUUCACUCUCUCUCGCUCUCUUUCACUCUCUCUUUCACUCUCUCUCGCUCUCUUUCACUCUCUCUUUCACUCUCUCUCGCUCUCUUUCACUCUCUCUUUCACUCUCUCUUUCACUCUCUCUCGCUCUCUUUCACUCUCUCUUUCACUCUCUCGCUCUCUUUCACUCUCUCGCUCUCUCUCGCUCUCUCGCUCGCUCUCCCUACCCUCUUUCAGUCUGUAUCUCUUGAUUGUGUAAUUAGCGUUCCACUGAAGCAGAUAGGUGGUGGCUACGGAGGCCUGUGGUGAUAAUGUCAGCAGGUCACGCCUGGCUACAGAGUCCUGUACUGCUGAGGUCAGCAGGAGACAGAGAGAACCUGAGUGACAGACAGUAGAUGGCAGUGAUUUCAAUCUCCAACCUUUCAUAUUCAUUGAAUGCUCAUGUUGCCUUAUUUCAGCGGUUGUUUUUCAUUCAGGAAAUGUAGGCUAAUUGUAUUGAAUGAUGUAUUGAAUCCACUGGCCGUGUUUCUCUCUGUGUUCCAGUGGCUCAGUGUUGGUGUACAGUAUCGACACCACUACAGGGUCCAUGCAGCUCUCCCACAAGCUGGAGCUCAGCCCUAAACACUACCCUGGUAUGUACAAACCCCUAAACACUACCCUGGUAUGUACAAACCCCUAAACACUACCCUGGUAUGUACAAACCCCUAAACACACUACCCCGGUAUGUCUAUCUACCACCUGACACUACCCCGGUACCUCUGUCUAUCUACCACCUGACACUACCCCGGUAUGUCUGUCUAAUUACCACCUGACACUACCCCGGUACCUCUGUCUAUCUACCACCUGACACUACCCCGGUACCUCUGUCUAUCUACCACCUGACACUACCCUGGUACCUCUGUCUAUCUACCACCUGACACUACCCCGGUAUGUCUGUCUAAUUACCACCUGACACUACCCCGGUACCUCUGUCUAACUACCACCUGACACUACCCUGGUACCUCUGUCUAACUACCACCUGACACUACCCCGGUAUGUCUGUCUAAUUACCACCUGACACUACCCUGGUAUGUCUGUCUAACUACCACCUGACACUACCCCGGUAUGUCUGUCUAACUACCACCUGACACUACCCCGGUAUGUCUGUCUAUCUACCACCUGACACUACCCUGGUACCUCUGUCUAACUACCACCUGACACUACCCCGGUAUGUCUGUCUAACUACCACCUGACACUACCCUGGUAUGUCUGUCUAAUUACCACCUGACACUACCCCGGUAUGUCUGUCUAAUUACCACCUGACACUACCCUGGUAUGUCUGUCUAACUACCACCUGACACUACCCUGGUACCUCUGUCUAACUACCACCUGACACUACCCCGGUAUGUCUGUCUAAUUACCACCUGACACUACCCUGGUAUGUCUGUCUAAUUACCACCUGACACUACCCCGGUAUGUCUGUCUAACUACCACCUGACACUACCCUGGUAUGUCUGUCUAAUUACCACCUGACACUACCCCGGUAUGUCUGUCUAAUUACCACCUGACACUACCCCGGUAUGUCUGUCUAUCUACCACCUGACACUACCCUUGUAUGUCUGUCUAACUACCACCUGACACUUGCUCAUGUAUAUUACCUUUUAUACAAACUACUCUCCAGUCUCACACAUUGGUUUUAUUGUAAAUAGUGUCAUGUUUUGGUUUCGACUGGAAAGUGCAGGUGGUAUUUAGUUCCCCUCAACACAAGCUGUGUAGAGACAGAAUCAGUGGAUUACAUGUUAUGGUAUGCGUCUGCCCCCUAGUGGAAGUAAAUGGUAUAGAAUGACAGUACAGUGUGAAAUCUUAUUGACCUAUACAUUUACAUUUUAGUCAUUUAGCAGACGCUCUUAUCCAGAGCGACUUACAGUUAGUGAGUUUUUUUUUCUUCAUACUGGAUUCGAACCCACAACCCUGGCGUUGCAAACACCAUGCUCUACCAACUGAGCUACAUCCCUGCCGGCCAUUCCCUCCCCUACCCUGGACGACGCUGGGCCAAUUGUGCGCCGCCCCAUGGGUCUCCCGGUCGUGGCCGGCUACGACAGAGCCUGGAUUCGAACCAGGAUCUCUAGUGGCACAGCUAGCACUGCGAUGCAGUGCCUUAGACCACUGCGCCACUCGGGAGUCAAGUAUCUAUCAUAUCAUAACCCUGAGCUCUAUUUCAUCAUGGGAAUUGUCAAGCUGGAGACCCUGCAACCUAUCUAUGUCAACAAGUGGUGAAUCAAGCGGUGGACUCUCAUACCCGUUUCAUACUGCCGAGCGUAGCUGUACUGUGCUGGUCUAGAAAUGUUACAGGAGUUAGGCCGGAAAAAACAAUGUGAGAAGAAUAUAUCCAGGAACCGUACGGUUUGGUUCAACAGGAUUGCGUUAAAAGGGUAUUUAACAAAACCUCCUUACUACAGAAAAUAUUCCUGUCUGACCUGUCAUGUCCGUUUCUCCUCUCCUCCUCAGACGUGUGGAACAAGACGGGCGCGGUAAAGCUGAUCCGCUGGUCCCCCGACUACAGUGUUGCCAUGGUGACCUGGGAGUGCGGGGGGCUGUCUCUGUGGAGUGUGUUCGGAGCCCACCUCAUCUGUACCCUGGGGGAGGACUUCGCGUGAGUGAUGCCUUCUUCAAGUAGUACUCUAGCCUAUAGCACAAUUACCUCUGCAGUUCAGUCAGCUACACAGUUGUAGAUGGAUAGACGCAACUUUAUUUGCCUUCAAAAGGGAAUUUGUCUCCCACAUAUAGAAGCAUUGGCAAUGUAGAAAACAGAUUCAGACCCCUUCACAUUUUCCACAUUUUGUUACUUUACAGCCUUAUUCUAAAAUGGAUUAAAUAAUUUUUUCCCUCAAUCUACACACAAUACCCCAUCAUGACAAAGCGAAAACAGGUUUUUAGAAAUGUUUGCAAAUGUAUUAAAAAUAAAAAAUGUAUCACAUUUACAUACGUCCACCUUUGGUAAAUUCAAUUGAUUGGACAUGAUUUGGAAAGGCACACCUGUCUAUAUAAGGUCCCACAGUUGACAGUGCAUGUCAGAGCAAAAACCAAGUCGUGAGGUCGAAGGAAUUGUCAGUAAAGCGCAGAGACAGGAUUGUGUCGAGGCACAGAUCUGGGGAAGGGUACCAAAAAAUGUCUGCAGCAUUGAAGGUCCCCAAGAACACAGUGUCCUCCAUCAUUCUGAAAUUGAAGAAGUUUGGAACCACCAAGACUCUUCCAAGAGCUGGCCGCCCGGCCAAACUGAGCAAUCGGGGGAGGUGGCCUUGGUCAGGGAGGUGACCAAGAACCCAAUGGUCACUCUGACAGAGCUCUAGAGUUCCUCUGUUGAGAUGGGAGAACCUUUCAGAAGGACAACCAUCUCUGCAGCACUCCACCAAUCAGGCCUUUAUGGUAGAGUGGCCAGACGGAAGCCACUCCUCAGUAAAAGGCACAUGACAGCCCGCUUGGAGUUUGCCAAAAGGCACCUAAAGGACUCUCAGACCAUGAGAAACAAGAUUCUCUGGUCUGAUGAAACCAAGAUUCAGAGCGCUCAGGACCUCCGACUGGGGCGAUGGUUCACAUUUCAACAGGACAACGACCCUAAGCACACAGCCAGGACAACGACCCUAAGCACACAGUCAAGACAACGCAGGAGGGGCUUCGGGACAAGUCUCUGAAUGUCCUUGAGUGGCUCAGCCAGAGCCCGGACUUGAACCCGAUCAAACAUUUCUGGAGAGACCUGAAAAUAGCUGUUCAGCGAUGCUUCCCAUCCAACCUGACAGAGCUUGAGAGGAUCUGCAGAGAAGAAUGGGAGAAACUCUCCAAAUACAGGUGUGCCAAGCUUGUAGCGUCAUACCCAAGAAGACUCAAGGCUGUAAUCGCUGCCAAAGGUGCUUCAACAAAGUACAGAGUAAAGGGUCUGAAUACUUGUGUAAAUGUCAUAUUUCAGUUUUACAUUUUUUAUAAAUUUGCACACAUUUCUAAAAACCUGUUUUUGCUUUGUCAUUAUGGGGUAUUUUGUGUAGAUUGAUGGGGGGGGGGGGCUAUUUUAAUCAAUUUUUAGAAUAAGGCUGUAACAUAACAAAAUGUUUAAAAAGUGAAGGGGUCUGAAUACUCUCCGAAAUGCACUGUAGAUGUAAACAUUCCAUACAACAAAAACAAGACCACGGUACAGACUGAAGAUGGCGCUCUUUCAUUGAUUUCUUAUAGUAUUCUGCCGUCCCAUCUCUCUCCAGGUAUCGGUCAGACGGCACUAAAAAGGACCCUAUAAAUAUCAGCUCAAUGUGCUGGGGAGCAGAGGGCUACCACCUGUGGGUCAUCACCAGCAGAGAGGAAGCGGAGCUAGUAGAGAACAUGGAGGAGGCUCCUCCCCAGACCCAGCAGGCUUCCAUAUUGCAGUUCCACUUCAUCAAGAGCGCCCUCACUGUCAACCCCUGCACGGUGAGGUUAUGGACAUGCACACUCACACACACCUGCAACCCACUUACAGUGCCUCAGAAAGUAUUCACACCCCUUGACUUUUUCCACAUUUUGUUGUGUUACAAAGUGGGAUUAAAAUUGAUUUAAUUGUCAUUGUUUGUCAACGAUCUACACAAAAUACUUUAAUGUCGAAGUGGAAGAAAAAUUAUUUAUAUAUAUAUAUAUAUACAGUGGGGAAAAAAAGUAUUUAGUCAGCCACCAAUUGUGCAAGUUCUCCCACUUAAAAAGAUGAGAGGCCUGUAAUUUUCAUCAUAUGUACACAUCAACUAUGACAGACAAAAUGAGGAAAAAAAAAUCCAGAAAAUCACAUUGUAGGAUUUUUUAUGAAUUGAUUUGCAAAUUAUGGUGGAAAAUAAGUAUUUGGUCACCUACAAACAAGCAAGAUUUCUGGCUCUCACAGACCUGUAACUUCUUCUUUAAGAGGCUCCUCUGUCCUCCACUCGUUACCUGUAUUAAUGGCACCUGUUUGAACUUGUUAUCAGUAUAAAAGACACCUGUCCACAACCUCAAACAGUCACACUCCAAACUCCACUAUGGCCAAGACCAAAGAGCUGUCAAAGGACACCAGAAACAAAAUUGUAGACCUGCACCAGGCUGGGAAGACUGAAUCUGCAAUAGGUAAGCAGCUUGGUUUGAAGAAAUCAACUGUGGGAGCAAUUAUUAGGAAAUGGAAGACAUACACGACCACUGAUAAUCUCCCUCGAUCUGGGGCUCCACGCAAGAUCUCACCCUGUGGGGUCAAAAUGAUCACAAGAACGGUGAGCAAAAAUCCCAGAACCACACGGGGGGACCUAGUGAAUGACCUGCAGAGAGCUGGGACCAAAGUAACAAAGCCUACCAUCAGUAACACACUACGCCGCCAGAGACUCAAAUCCUGCAGUGCCAGACGUGUCCCCCUGCUUAAGCCAGUACAUGUCCAGGCCCGUCUGAAGUUUGCUAGAGUGCAUUUGGAUGAUCCAGAAGAGGAUUGGGAGAAUGUCAUAUGGUCAGAUGAAACCAAAAUAUAACUUUUUGGUAAAAACUCAACUCGUCGUGUUUGGAGGACAAAGAAUGCUGAGUUGCAUCCAAAGAACACCAUACCUACUGUGAAGCAUGGGGGUGGAAACAUCAUGCUUUGGGGCUGUUUUUCUGCAAAGGGACCAGGACGACUGAUCCGUGUAAAGGAAAGAAUGAAUGGGGCCAUGUAUCGUGAGAUUUUGAGUGAAAACCUCCUUCCAUCAGCAAGGGCAUUGAAGAUGAAACAUGGCUGGGUCUUUCAGCAUGACAAUGAUCCCAAACACACCGCCCGGGCAACGAAGGAGUGGCUUCGUAAGACUCAUUUCAAGGUCCUGGAGUGGCCUAGCCAGUCUACAGAUCUCAACCCCAUAGAAAAUCUUUGGAGGGAGUUGAAAGUCUGUGUUGCCCAGCGACAGCCCCAAAACAUCACUGCUCUAGAGGAGAUCUGCAUGGAGGAAUGGGCCAAAAUACCAGCAACAGUGUGUGAAAACCUUGUGAAGACUUACAGAAAACGUUUGACCUGUGUCAUUGCCAACAAAGGGUAUAUAACAAAGUAUUGAGAAACUUUUGUUAUUGACCAAAUACUUAUUUUCCACCAUAAUUUGCAAAUAAAUUCAUUAAAAAUCCUACAAUGUGAUUUUCUGGAGAAAAAAAAUCUCAUUUUGUCUGUCAUAGUUGACGUGUACCUAUGAUGAAAAUUACAGGCCUCUCUCAUCUUUUUAAGUGGGAGAACUUGCACAAUUGGUGGCUGACUAAAUACUUUUUUCCCCCACUGUAUAUAUACUUUAUUCUUUAUUUUUACAAUUAAUGGAAAAUAAAACACUAUCUUGAUUAGAUAAGUAUUCAACCUUGAGUCAAUACAUGUUAGAAUUAUUUGCCCAUUUAAAAAAAAAUAAAAAAUAUUCAAGCUCUGUCAAGUUGGAUGUUGAUCAUUGCUAGACAGCCAUUUUCAAGUCUUGCCCUAGAUUUUCAAGCCGAUUUUAAGUCAAAACUGUAAAUAGGCCGCUCAGGAACAUUCAAUGUCGUCUUGGUAAGCAACUCCAGUGUAUAUUUGGCCUUGUGUUUUAGGUUAAUGUCCUGCUGAAAGGUGAAUUUGUCUCCCAGUGUCUGUUAGAAAGCAGACUGAACCAGGUUUUCCUCUAGGACUUUGCCUGUGCUUAGCUCUAUUGUUUCUUUUUAUCCUAAAAAAAUCCCUAGUCCUUGCUGAUGACAAGCUUAUCCAUAAUGUGAUGCAGCCACCACCAUGCUUGGAAAAUAUGAAGUGUUACUCGGUGACGUGUUGGAUUUAACGCUUUGUAUUCAGGACAAAAAGUUCAUUUAUUUGCCACAUUUUUUGCAGUAUUUCUUUAGUGCCUUAUUGCAAACAGGAUGCAUGUUUUGGAAUAUUUGUAUUAUGUAGAAGCUUCCUUCUUUUCACUCUGUCAUUUAUGUUAAUAUUGUGGAGUAACUACAAUGUUGUUGAUCCAUCCUCAGUUAUCACAGCCAUUAAAUUCAGUAACUGCCUCUUCGGCAACUAAGUUAGGAAGGGCGCAUGUAUCUUUGUAGUGACUGGUUGUAUUGAUACACCAUCCAAAGUGUAAUUAAUUACUUCACCAUGCUCAAAGGGAUAUUCAAUAUCUGCUUUUUUGUUUAACCUCCCUGGUCUUUGUGGUUGAAUCUGUGUUUGAAAUUCACUGCUCGACUGAGGGACCUUACAGAUAAUUGUAUCUGUGGGGUACAAAGAUGGGGUAGUCAUAAAAAAAAAAAAAAAAAUGUUAAACACUAUUAUUGCACACAGAGUGAGUCCAUGCAACAUAUGUGACUUGUUAAGCACAUUUUUACUCCCAAACUUAUUUAGGCUUGCCAUAACAAAAUGGUUGAACGCUUAUUGACUCAAGACAUUUCAGCUUUUCAUUUUUUAUUAAUUUGUAAACAUUUCUAAAACCAUAAUUUAACUUUGACAUUAUGGGCCAGUGACAAAAAUAAUCUAAAUUUACUAAAUGUUUUAUUCAUGCUGCAACACAUCAAAAUGUGGAUAAAGUCCAGGGGUGUGAAUACUUUCUGAAGGCACUGUAUAUUGUGGUGUAUAAUACACAAGUGUACGAAAAAGUGAUGUAUUCUGCAUAGUCUUUUAUAUGAGGAAUAAUGAGUACCUGUUGUCUCCAGAAUAACCAGGAGCAGGUGUUACUGCACGGGGAGGACCGUCUCUACCUAACCUGUGGUGACCCCACCCAGCUCCCCUCUAGCAGCUCAGAGAGCCCCUACCCCCAUAACCUCCCCCACGGCGGGGAGGGCAGCCCCCCCCACCACCCCUCCACCCCCUCACCCAACUCUACCUCUCAGGGACUCAGCACUUUACUGGGACACAAGCACUGGCACGUUGUCCAGGUAAAACCUCAUACGCACUUCUUAGUUGGCUAUCUAUCUCAAGUUUAAUCGUUUUUUUAAAUUAUGUAAAAGUGUACAAUUUAUAGUCUAAGAAUCCCCUUCAGAUUUAGCGUUGAUAUGAGUUGUAUUAUCAUGUCAGUAAUACUCUCUCUCGUAGAUUCACAGUACAUACCUAGAGAACAACUGGCCUAUACGGGUGAGUCAGUGUGGGAAAUACUUCUACGUGUGUGUGUCUGAGAUUGAUUGUAGCCCAGCUAUAUAAAACAACAUUAGCCUGAGUAGGUAAAUCAAUAACGUUUGUCCAAUAUGUCCUCGUUCACUUUGCAGCUAUAGAUACAGUAGGAUCAUGAAUGAGGCUGUGUGUGUGUGUGUGUGCCUGUGUCUGUCUGUGUGUGUGUGUGUGUGUGUGUGUGUGUGUGUGUCUAGUAAAUGUAUCUAUUGAUGUCCCUGUGCGUCUCUAGUUUGCAGCCAUAGACACAGCAGGCCAGUGCAUAGCGGUAGCAGGGAGACGUGGAUUUGCACAUUACUCCAUGUCCACCAGGAAAUGGAAGUUGUUUGGGAACAUCACUCAGGAGCAGAACAUGACCGUUACAGGGGGGCUGGUCUGGUGGAAUGGCUUUGUUGUUGUUGCCUGUUACAACUUCAUCGACCAGCAAGAAGAGGUGAGACAAUACAACACAAUACAACACAAUACAACACAACACAACACAACACGACACGACACGACACGACACAAUACGACAUGACACAACACAAUAAACUAAUGGUCAAAAGUUUUAGAACACCUACUCAUUCAAGGGUUUUUCUUUAUUUUUUACUAUUUUCUACACUGUAGAAUAAUAGUGAAGACAUCAAAACGAUGAAAUAACAUAUGGAAUCAUGUAGUAACCAAAAAAGUGUUAAAGAAAUCAAAAUAUAUUUUAUAUUUGAGAUUCUUCAAAUAGCCACCCUUUGCCUUGAUGACAGCUUUGCACACUCGUGGCAUUCUGUCAACCAGCUUCACCUGGAAUGCUUUUCCAACAGUCGUGAAGGAGUUCCCACAUAUGCUGAGCAUUUGUUAGCUGCUUUUCAUUCACUCUGUGGUCCAACUCAUCCCAAACCAUCUCAAUUUGGUUGAGGUGUCACCAGCAAAGCAUCCCCACACCAUAACACCACCUCCUCCAUGCGUUACGGUGGGAAAUACACAUGCGGAGAUCAUCCGUUCACCCACACCACGUCUCACAAAGACACGGUGGUUGGAACCAAAAAUCUAAAAUUUAGACUCCAGACCAAAGGACAAAUUUCCACUGGUCUAUUGUCCAUUGCUCGUGUUUCUUGGCCCAAGCAAGUCUCUUCUUAUUAUUGGUGUCCUUUAGUAGUGGUUUCUUUGCAGAAAUUCGACUAUGAAGGCCUGAUUCACACAGUCUCCUCUGAACAUUUGAUGUUGAGAUGUGUCUGUUACUUGAACUCUGUGAAGCAUUUAUUUGGGCUGCAAUUUCUGAGGCUGGUAACUCUAAUGAACUUAUCCUCUGCAGCAGAGGUAACUCUGGGUCUUCCAUUCCUGUGGCGGUCCUCAUGAGAGCCAGUUUCAUCAUAGUGCUUGAUGGUUUUUGCGACUGCACUUGUAGAAACGUUCAAAGUUCUUAAAUGUACCGUAUUGACUGACCUUCAUGUCUUAAAGUAAUGAUGGACUGUCGUUUCUCUUUGCUUAUUUGAGCUGUUCUUGCCAUAAUAUGGACUUGGUCUUUUACCAAAUAGGACUAUCUUCUGUAUACCCCCCCCUACCUUGUUACAACACAACUGACUGGCUCAAACGCAUUAAGAAGGAAAGAAAUUCCACAAAUUAACUUUUAAGAAGGCAAACCUGUUAAUAUAAAUUCAUUCCAGGUGACUACCUCAUGAAGCUGGUUGAGAGAAUGCCAAGAGUGUGCAAAGCUGUCAUCAAGGCAAAGGGUGGCUAUUUGAAGAAUCUCAAAUAUAAAAUAUAUUUUGAUUUGUUUAACACUUUUUUGGUUACUACAUGAUUCCAUAUGUGUUAUUUCAUAGUUUUGAUGUCUUCACUAUUAUUCUACAAUGUAGAAAAUAGUAAAAAUAAAGAAAAACCCUUCAAUGAGUAGGUGUUCUAAAACUUUUGACCGGUAGUGUACAAUACACGACACGACACAAUACGACACGACCGAACACAAUACAAUACGACACGACACAAUACAAUAUGACACAACAGGAUACAACACGCCAGGACAGGACACAGAUAACUGACAAUCCAGCACAAUACCCCCCUUUUUUCACUACACCCUAUUCUCAUUGUGUUUAGAUGAAAUGUAGAGGGAUGAAUUGUAGAGUGACUGACUGACUGACAGACUGACUGACUGACUGACUGACUGACUGGCUGACUGACUGACUGAUUGAUUGAGAAUGUGUUUUCGCACCAGCUGUUGGAUUCAGUUAAUGAUUGAUUGAUUGGAUUGGAUUGACCGACUGAUUGAUUGAGAGACGAAAAGAACAACAGUAUUGAAUGUUUCUCCUGUCCUCCUGGCUAGCUGUGACUUUAUCUGAUUGGUGGAUAUAUACAGUAGAUGUAAUGAUUGUGCUAUUUCUCCCUGGCUAGCUGUGACUUUAUCUGAUUGGUGGAUAUAUACAGUAGAUGUAAUGAUUGUGCUAUUUCUCCCUGGCUAGCUGCGUCUGUACCUGCGGUCGUCUAACCUGGAUAAUACCUUCUCAUCCAUCACCAAGCUGCACUCUGACACUCUGCUGCUCAACGUGUUCAGAGACAUGAUCAUCCUCUUCAGAGCAGACUGCUCCAUCUGCCUCUACAGCAUUGAGAGGAGGCAUGACGGGUAGGCUGAUACACACAGUGCUGAGGACAGGCACAGGCAUGCACACCCACUCAUACUCAACAAACAAAAUCUCUCUCACUCUCACACACAACAUUACUAGCAGGACAGGACAGGUACUGAAUGUCACCUGACCGAGAAGGUCUCAGACAGUAAUCAGUACUGUUGUGAAGAGAAAGUCAGGUGGGGAAAAACCCAAUAAUACUUAUCACAUGAUGGGAUUUUUUACUUCAGCUCAUGAAACAUGUUACCAGUGUAGAUACGAAAAUAAAGAGAGUUUACACAAAUAAGGAAGUAAGAUAAAGUGACAAGAUGUCAUAGUAACCUACAAAACAGUUGAACAUUGGUUUGGGCCUUAACUGGGGUUGCGCUUUACAACUGACCAAUACAGUAAAUGCUACUAGUAGUGUAUUGAUUGUGUUUCCCUCUAUCGCUCCUGUGUGUGUGCAUCUCUGUCCGUAGGCCCAAUCCGUCAGCUAGUGUUGAGCUGCUUCAGGAGGUGUCCAUGUCUCGCUACAUUCCUCAUCCUGCACUGGUGGUGUCUGUCACCCUCACCUCCGUACGCACAGAGACGGGCAUCACGCUCAGAGCCCCACAGCAGGUACACACACAGACACCCUCACCUCCGUACGCACAGAGACGGGCAUCACGCUCAAAGCCCCACAGCAGGUACACACACAGACACACACCCUCACCUCCGUACGCACAGAGACCGGCAUCACGCUCAGAGCCCCACAGCAGGUACACACACAGACACACACCCUCACCUCCGUACGCACAGAGACCGGCAUCACGCUCAGAGCCCCACAGCAGGUACACACACAGACACCCUCACCUCCGUACGCACAGAGACCGGCAUCACGCUCAAAGCCCCACAGCAGGUACACACACAGACACACACCCUCACCUCCGUACGCACAGAGACCGGCAUCACGCUCAGAGCCCCACAGCAGGUACACACACAGACACACACCCUCACCUCCGUACGCACAGAGACCGGCAUCACGCUCAGAGCCCCACAGCAGGUACACACACAGACACACACUCUCACCUCCGUACGCACAGAGACCGGCAUCACGCUCAGAGCCCCACAGCAGGUACACACACAGACACACACCCUCACCUCCGUACGCACAGAGACGGCAUCACGCUCAGAGCCCCACAGCAGGUAGGAUUCAAUACACCUUUCCCACCGUGAACACGACACCUCAGUGUACUUCUCUCCCACUGACCCUCCCCCUCCUAGCACUUUUCUUUAACUCUUACUAAAGUGGCUAUUUUCAAGAAGGUUUUUACUUACAGUGAUCGUGAUAUGUGUGGUUGGUUUAACCUACCUUAAUUCUAUGUACUGAGUUGCUCUGGAUAACAACGUCUGCUAAAGGAUUCAAAUGUAAAUGUAUUAAUGUUUGUGUGUCCCUCUGUGCCCGUGACAGGCCUGUAUGGCAGACAGCAUCAUACUGAACCUGGCAGGCCAGCUAAUCAUGUUACAGAGAGACCGUUCUGGACCACAGUUACAAGAGAAGGAAGACCAGAAGAAACUGGUGAGUCCCAGUCACAUCCCCUAUUCACCUCCUAGCAGGGUUGGGGUCAAUUACAUUUCAAUUCAGUCAAGUGUACUUCCUGAAUGGAAAUGGAUUUGACCCCAAGCCUUCCCCCUAUUGAUAGUUGUCUUGGAUUGUCAGGUUAUAAUAUAUCUAACAAUAGGAAAUAAUCAUUACACCCAGCAACCAGUCACUUCAUUAUUGAUUAAUUAUUUGUAUCAUAAAUGAUACAUUAUAUAUUGUAGUUCUAGUGUGUGUGUGUGUGUGAGAGAGAGGUUGUUAUGGUGUGUAACUCUCUCUCCCUCCAGCUGAUGUUCUGUCCUCCAGUGGUUCUGGCCCAGUAUGUAGAGAAUGUGUGGACGACGUGUCGUAGUAGCGGGAAGAAGCGCCACCUACUGGAGGCUCUGUGGUUGUCGUGUGGAGAGGCUGGGAUGAAGGUAUGUUGCUGCUUCAUACUGCUAUCUGUUUUUACUACUUAUGUUGUGGAUUAUUGUCAUUUUUGUUGUUGUCUGUAAAUGGACAAAUAAAUUAACUAAACGUUGUCUUUGCUGGCUGCAAUGAUUCUACAAACCUAAUUUCCUUAUAUGAUGUUCUGUUAUCUUAUCUGAAGGUGUGGCUCCCCCUGUUCCCUCGUGACCAUCGUAAGCCCCACUCCUUCCUGUCCCGCCGCAUCAUGCUCCCCUUCCACAUCAACAUCUACCCCCUGGCCGUGCUGUUUGAAGACGCCCUGGUGCUGGGGGCCUCCAACGAGGUGGUGAGGAGGAAUAUAUGUGUUUUGUGGUCAUGUUCUAAAUAUAUAUAGUCGUUAUUCUUUGAGGGGGCUCCCUAAUGGACUGUGAUCGUAGACAGCCUUUGUCCGCGAUCAGUUUCAGAGUCAGAUUACUGAGGAGUGCGUUGUUGAAGAGCCUAGUGUUGGGGGCUAAGUAGAGACUGUGUUAUGAGGACUGCAGGUAGGGAGGAGGAGGAUUAAUGUAGUAGUAGUUAUUAUAUUAGUAGUAUUCCCUGGUGCUGGGGGCAUCUAAUGAGACUGUGAUCUAUGACAGCCUGCAGGUAGGGAGUAGUAGUAGUUAUUAUAGGAGGAGGAGGAGUAGUAGUAGUAGUAGUAGUAGUAGUAGUAGUAGUUAUUAUAGGAGGAGUAGUAGUAGUAGUUAUUAUAGGAGGAGUAGUAGUAGUAGUAGUAGUUAUUAUAGUAGUAGUAGUAGUAGUUAUUAUAGGAGGAGUAGUAGUUGUUAUAGUACAUUUACAUUUACAUUUUAGUCAUUUAGCAGACGCUCUUAUCCAGAGCGACUUACAGUUAGCACAUACAUUAUUUUAUCGAACCCACAACCCUGGCGUUGCAAACGCCAUGCUCUACCAACUGAGCUACAUCCCCUGCCGGCCAUUCCCUCCCCUACCCUGGACGACGCUGGGCCAAUUGUGCGCCGCCCCAUGGGUCUCCCGGUCGCGGCCGGCUACGACAGAGCCUGGAUAGUAGUAGUAUUCCCUGGUGCUGGGGGCCUCCAUUGAGACCUUGCUCUAUGAUGGCCUGCAGGUACUGUAGUAGGAGUGUUUGGGUCUGGGUGGGAUAGCUCGGAGCAUCUGCUCUUUUCUAUCCAUUGUUUAGAGCUUUGAUUGGUUGGCUUGGUGUAGGAGGAGCAUAAUGGUCAAGGCAUUUGUGUCAGAGAUCUGAAACUAUUUUUCUAGCUGUAUGUUCACUUUAUUUCAGGGAAAGCGAGUCAGUGGGCAGAUAAGAGGUUUAGAGAUACGAAUAUAUAUUUUUUAUAUUUUCUCCAGGGUCCCAGAGAGGGCUGGGAGUCACUAGAGGGGGUGUUCCCCUAUUGCACUGUGGAGAGGACCUCCCAGAUCUACCUCCACCACAUCCUGAGGCAACUCCUGGUCCGUAACCUGGGGGAGCAGGCCCUUCUCCUGGCCCAGUCCUGCGCAGCUCUCCCCUACUUCCCCCAUGUCAUGGAGCUCAUGGUCCACGUGGUGCUGGAGGAGGAAGCCACCUCCCGGGAGCCCAUCCCCGACCCGCUGCUGCCAACCGUGGCCAAGUUCAUCACCGAGUUCCCCCUGUUCCUCCAGGUAAGAGAGAGAGAUGUUGAUGGAGUGGUUAAUGGAUGUCGCCUAGUCUAGGACAUUAAAGGUCCUGAGUUGUGUUCCAAAUAGCAUCCUAUCACUACUUUUCACCUGGGCUCAUAGAGCUUGUAGUAUUUGAUUAGGAUCCCCAUUACUACUCUGGGCCUAAUGUAGCUCCGCCUGUGUGGUCCUGCUCCAGACAAUCGUGCACUGCGCCAGGAAGACAGAGUUCGCCCUGUGGAACUACCUGUUUGCUGCCGUGGGCAACCCCAAGGAUCUGUUUGAGGAGUGUCUGAUGGCUCAGGACCUGGACACAGCUGCAUCCUAUCUCAUUAUACUACAGGUAAACACUUAUCCACCUGGAUACAGCUGCAUCCUAUCUCAUUAUACUACAGGUAAACACUUAUCCACCUGGAUACAGCUGCAUCCUAUCUCAUUAUACUACAGGUAAACACUUAUCCACCUGGACACAGCUGCAUCCUAUCUCAUUAUACUACAGGUAAACACUUAUCCACCUGGACACCGCUGCAUCCUAUCUCAUUAUACCACAGGUAAACACUUAUCCACCUGGACACAGCUGCAUCCUAUCUCAUUAUACUACAGGUAAACACUUAUCCACCUGGAUACAGCUGCAUCCUAUCACAUCAUACUACAGGUAAACACUUAUCCACCUGGACACCGCUGCAUCCUAUCUCAUUAUACCACAGGUAAACACUUAUCCACCUGGACACAGCUGCAUCCUAUCUCAUUAUACUACAGGUAAACACUUAUCCACCUGGACACCGCUGCAUCCUAUCUCAUUAUACUACAGGUAAACACUUAUCCACCUGGACACAGCUGCAUCCUAUCUCAUUAUACUACAGGUAAACACUUAUCCACCUGGACACAGCUGCAUCAUAUCUCAUUAUACUACAGGUAAACACUUAUCCACCUGGACACAGCUGCAUCCUAUCUCAUUAUACUACAGGUAAACACUUAUCCACCUGGACACCGCUGCAUCCUAUCUCAUUAUACUACAGGUAAACACUUAUCCACCUGGACACCGCUGCAUCCUAUCUCAUUAUACUACAGGUAAACACUUAUCCACCUGGACACAGCUGCAUCCUAUCUCAUUAUACUACAGGUAAACACUUACCCACCUGGAUACCGCUGCAUCCUAUCUCAUUAUACUACAGGUAAACACUUAUCCACCUGGACACAGCUGCAUCCUAUCACAUCAUACUACAGGUAAACACUUAUCCACCUGGACACAGCUGCAUCCUAUCUCAUUAUACUACAGGUAAACACUUAUCCACCUGGACACAGCUGCAUCCUCUCAUUAUACUACAGGUAAACACUUAUCCACCUGGACACAGCUGCAUCCUAUCUCAUUAUACCACAGGUAAACAUACUCCCCUAUCUCAUAUCGUAAUAGCCAGAGGCAAACAUUAUUUAGAAAUGUGACUGGUAUCGGGGUUAGGGUUGGAGCCAGGGUUAAGGUUAGGGUUGGAGCCAGGGUUAAAGUUAGGGUUGGAGCCAGGGUUAAGGUUAGGGUUGGAGCCAGGGUUAAGGUUAGGGUUGGAGCCAGGGUUAAGGUUCGGGUUAAGGGUUAAGUAGUUAAAGGGCUUGUAUUGAUAAUGUGACUGUUGUCCUCAGAACAUGGAGGUUCCAGCAGUGAGCAGGCAACACGCUACGCUACUCUUCAACACGGCUCUGGAGCAGGGCAAGUGGGACCUCUGUCGUCACAUGAUCCGAUUCCUCAAAGCCAUUGGCUCUGGAGAGAUGGAGACCCCACCCCCAACACCAACCACUCAGGUACAGGAAGGAACAAAUGUAUCAUCGCUUUCUGUCUUCUAUCGCUGUCUUUCUACCUAUCUCUACUCUUGUCUCUCUUUCUGUGAUUGUCAGACAAUCUGACACGUUUCUUAGGAGUUAGACCUAAACAUCUUAACGCUUUAGUUUUAUCUAUGGGGAUAAUGGUUGAGAUGGUCUAAAACUACUGUAUAGAUUGAAGACUGGUCUUAAGGCUAUUGCCUCCACCUCUCUAUAAUUGGAUAUAGAUACCCAUAACUGGCUAUACGGUGUAUUUCCAUUUGUAUAGAAGCCUGCCGUUUCAGAGGCUUACUGGAUGAGUUUCCCCCUGAUAAUGAUCUGUCCUGUCAACAGGAACCCAGUUCGACAGGGGGUUUUGAGUUCUUCAGGAACCGCAGCGUCAGUCUGUCUCAGUCAGCUGACAGCAUCGCUUCUGGGAAGUUUAACCUCCAGAAGACCUUCAGCAUGCCCUCUGGGCCCUCCGCUAAGGGGUACGCCACAAACACACACACACACAUAUUUUCUUUGACAACUCCUCUCUUUAGGGAUCAUAGGAUCCAGAGAUCCAAAGGCAGCUUUUGUUUGUUGAGUAUCUAAUGCAGGGGUGUCAAACGUCCGGCCCACGGGCCGGAUCAGGCCCGCAAACGGGUUUAAUCCGGCCCGCGAGAUGAUUUUGAAAAAAUAAUAAUAAUAAUACUUUUGUAAAGUAUAAAAAUGCGCUGCAAUUUUUCUAUAAAAUAAACUGCUGUUCCAAUUGCGUCCACUGGAUGGCGCAAUAGCAAUUGUGUUAAGCAAGCAAACUGUUUAUACCGGGGCAGAGCAAGUAGGUCAAGCACGUGCAGCCAAUGAGCUACUUUGUUUUGCCCGCGAUAUUUAUUACGGCUUCUACUUUUAACAUUAUGUCCUUUGGCACCCUCAUUGCCCCAAUAUGUCUCUGUCAAAAAAGAGAAAAGUGGACGCAGAGUGCAGAGUGUUCCAAGAAAAAUGGUCAUCCUAUUUAUUCACGGAAUUGAAUGGGAAAGCUGUAUGUUUGGUGUGUUCAGAGCAUGUUGCAGUGCUGAAAGAAUAUAACCUUCGUCGCCACUAUGUGAGUCUUCAUGCCGACAAAUAUGACAACUUUCAAGGACAGCGGAGAUGAGAGAAGGUGAAUGAACUGUUGGGCGGGUCUGAAGAAACAGCAGUCUUGUUUACUACCGAGCAUCAGGAGCUGCGGAAGUAGACUAUUGUAUGAUGCCCUGGGGCCUCCAUGAGACUGUCUAUGAGGCCUGCAGGUACUAUAGGAGUUGGGUCUGGGGGAUAGCUCGGACAUCUGCUUUUUCUACCAUGUUUAGAGCUUGAUUGUUGCUGGUGUAGGAGGGCAUAAGGUCAAGGCUUUGGUCAGGAUCUGAAACUAUUUCUAGCGUAUGUUCACUUAUUUCAGGGAAAGCGAGUCAGUGGGCAGUAAGAGGUUUAGAGAUACGAAUAUAUAUUUUUUAUAUUUUCUCCAGGGUCCCAGAGAGGGCUGGGAGUCACUAGAGGGGGUGUUCCCCUAUUGCACUGUGGAGAGGACCUCCCAGAUCUACCUCCACCACAUCCUGAGGCAACUCCUGGUCCGUAACCUGGGGGAGCAGGCCCUUCUCCUGGCCCAGUCCUGCGCAGCUCUCCCCUACUUCCCCCAUGUCAUGGAGCUCAUGGUCCACGUGGGCUGGAGGAGGAAGCCACCUCCCGGGAGCCCAUCCCCGACCCGCUGCUGCCAACCGUGGCCAAGUUCAUCACCGAGUUCCCCCUGUUCCUCCAGGUAAGAGAGAGAGAUGUUGAUGGAGUGGUUAAUGGAUGUCGCCUAGUCUAGGACAUUAAAGGUCCUGCGUUGUGUUCCAAAUAGCAUCCUAUCACUACUUUUCACCUGGGCUCAUAGAGCUUGUAGUAUUUGAUUAGGAUCCCCAUUACUACUCUGGGCCUAAUGUAGCUCCGCCUGUGUGGUCCUGCUCCGACAAUCGUGGCACUGCGCCAGGAAGACAGAGGUUCGCCCUGUGGAACUACCUGUUUGCUGCCGUGGGAAACCCCAAGGAUCUGUUUGAGGAGUGGUCUAAAUGGCUAUGACUGGAACAGCUGCAUCCUAUCUCAUCAUACUACAGGGUAAACACUUAUCCACCUGGAACAGCUGCAUCCUAUCUCAUUAUUACACAGGUAAACACUUAUCCACCUGGAUACAGCUGCAUCCUAUCUCAUUAUACUACAGGUAAACACUUAUCCACCUGGAACAGCUGCAUACUAUCUCAUCAAUACUACAGGUAAAACACUUAUCCACCUGGACACACUGCAUCCUAUCUCAUUAUACUACAGGUAAACACUUAUCCACCUGGACACAGCUGCAUCCUAUCUCAUUAUACUACAGGAAAAACACUUAUCCACCUGGAUACAGCUGCAUACUAUCUCAUUAUACCACAGGUAAAAAACUUAUCCACCUGGACACAGCUGCAUCCUAUCCCAUUAUACUACAGGUAAACACUUAUCCACUGGACACCGCUGCAUCCUAUCUCAUUAUACCACAAGUAAACACUUAUCCACCUGGACACAGCUGCAUCCUAUCUCAUUAUACUACAGGUAAACACUUAUCCACCUGGACACCGCUGCAUCCUAUCUCAUUAUACUACAGGUAAACACUUAUCCACCUGGACACAGCUGCAUCCAUCUCAUUAUACUACAGGUAAACACUUAUCCACCUGGACACAGCUGCAUCCUAUCUCAUUAUACUACAGGUAAACACUUAUCCACCUGGACACAGCUGCAUCCUAUCUCAUUAUAUACAGGUAAACACUUAUCCACCUGGACACAGCUGCAUCCUAUCUCAUUAUACUAACGGUAAACACUUAUCCACCUGGACACAGCUGCAUCAUAUCUCAUUAUACUACAGGUAAACACUUAUCCACCUGGACACAGCUGCAUCCUAUCUCAUUAUACUACAGGUAAACAUUUUAUCCACCUGGGACACCGCUGCAUCCUAUCUCAUUAUACUACAGGUAAACACUUAUCCACCUGGACACCGCUGCAUCCUAUCUCAUUAUACUACAGGUAAACACUUAUCCACCUGGACACAGCUGCAUCCUAUCUCAUUAUACUACAGGUAAACACUUACCCACCUGGAUACCGCUGCAUACCUAUCUCAUUAUACUACAGGUAAAACACUUAUCCACAUGGACACAGCUGCAUCCUAUCACAUCAUACUACAGGUAAACACUUAUCCACCUGGACACAGCUGCAUCCUAUCUAAUUAUUACUACAGGUAAACACUUAUCCACUGGACACAGCUGCAUCCUCUCAUUAUACUACAGGUAAAACACUUAUCCACCUGGACACAGCUGCAUCCUAUCUCAUUAUACCACAGGUAAAACAUACUCCCCUAUCUCAUAUCGUAAUAGCCAGAGGCAAACAUUAUUUAGAAAUGUGACUGGUAUCGGGGUUAGGGUUGGAGCCAGGGUUAGGUAGGGUUGGAGCCAGGGGUUAAGUUAGGGUUGGAGCCAGGGUUAAGGUUAGGGUUGGAGCCAGGGUUAAGGUUAGGGUUGGAGCCAGGGUUUAAGGUUCGGGUUAAGGGUUAAGUAGUUAAAGGGCUUGUAUUGAUAAUGUGACUGUUGUCCUCAGAACAUGGAGGUUCCAGCAGUGAGCAGGCAACACGCUACGCUACUCUUCAACACGGCUCUGGAGCAGGGCAAGUGGGACCUCUGUCGUCACAUGAUCCGAUUCCUCAAAGCCAUUGGCUCUGGAGAGAUGGAGGACCCCACCCCCAACACCAACCACUCAGGUACAGGAAGGAACAAAUGUAUCAUCGCUUUCUGUCUUCUAUCGCUGUCUUUCUACCUAUCUCUACUCUUGUCUCUCUUUCUGUGAUUGUCAGACAAUCUGACACGUUUCUUAGGAGUUAGACCUAAACAUCUUAACGCUUAGUUUUAUCUAUGGGGAUAAUGGUUGAGAUGGUCUAAAACUACUGUAUAGAUUGAAGACUGGUCUUAAGGCUAUUGCCUCCACCUCUCUAUAAUUGGAUAUAGAUACCAUAAAACUGGCUAUACGGUUUGUAUUUCCAUUUGUAUAGAAGCCUGCCGUUUCAGAGGCCUACUGGAUGAGUUUCCCCCUGAUAAUGAUCUGUUCCUGUCAAACAGGAACCCAUUCGACAGGGGGUUUUGAGUUCUUCAGGAACCGCAGCGUCAGUCUGUCUCAGUCAGCUGACAGCAUCGCUUCUGGGAAGUUUAACCUCCAGAAGACCUUCAGCAUGCCCUCUGGGCCCUCCGCUAAGGGGUACGCCACAAACACACACACACACACACACACAUUUUCUUUGACAACUCCUCUCUUUAGGGUAUCUUUAGGGAUCAUAGGAUCCAGAGAUCCAAAGGCAGCUUUUGUUUGUUGAGUAUCUAAUGUGUACUGAGAGAUAUUCUCCUCUUCCAAAACAUUGUGACGUUCUCGGCUCAGUACACUGACCCCCGUCAGCUCAUUAAGGUGCAAUCAGGUCCUGAUUUGACUGAAAGUUUGAUGGAAUUGAGCCCAACUCUGGUAAAUCACUGUAUGUACUACAGGCCUUUGUCCUCAUAGCGAUAACUCCUCCUCCUAGGUCUGAGAGGUGGUCUAAGGACAGUGACUGUGCAGAGAACAUGUACAUAGACAUGAUGUUGAGGCGUCACGCCCGUCACCUCCUGGAGCACGUCAGACUGAAAGAGCUGGGUUGUUUCUCUGCCCAGCUGGGCUUCGAGCUGAUUGGCUGGCUGUGCCGCGAGCGCACGCGGGUGGCGCGGGUUGAUGACUUCGUCAUGGCGCUGAAGUGUCUCCACAAGGACUUCCUGUGGCCGUUUCCUGUCAUCCCAGCCUGCCCAUCAGCUCGCCUUUCAAGAACGGACACCGCAGGACAGGUGAGCGCCAGGGUUUGUUUGUGUGCGUGUGUGCAACCCUGUGUGUGUGUGUGUGUGUGUGUUUAGAUCAUUGGAAUACUUGUGAAAAUGUGUGUGACUGCUGGGGCUGCAGGGCUCUCUCUGUCUUAGCCUUGGCUGUCUGUCCCAUCACGCUCUGACUCAUUGUGUUUUUAUGCAAACUUUGUGACUGAGAAUACAUUUUUUUCUCAAGUCGCAUUUGUUUUUUAUCAUUCAAUUAAAUCUGACCCAGUGUGUGUUCCUCCCUCUUCUUCCAGUGCUGAGCCAGCGUCUACUGAAGUCCCAGUCAAUAGACAGCCUGUUGAACAGUGACAUGGACACAGCGCCCCCGCAGGCCGCAGCACGCAACAGCAACCACACCUGGCUAGACGGGCUGGGGACUCUGGGCCGGAGCCUAAAGAGAUGGACACUGCCUCGUCCCACGGGGGCCACAGACACAGGAGCCUCCUCCCCUCCACCAACAAAAAAGUAGUAUUUUAACAGAAGAUAGGAACACUUGAGACAAACUCUCUUCUCUAUCUCCCUCUCUUCUCUACCUCUCUAUCUCUCUCUACCUCUUCUCUAUCGCUCUACCUCUCUCUCUCUACCUCUUCUCUCUCGCUCUCGUCUACCUCUCGUCUACUCUCCUCUCUACCUCUCACUCUACCUUCUACCUCUACCUCUCACCUACCUCUCUCUACCUCUUCUCUAUCACUCUACUCUACUCUCUCUCUACCUCCAUCCUCACCCUUCUACCAUCCUCUAUCAUACCGCUCCUAUCGCUCUACGCUUCCUAUCGCUCUACCGCUUCUCUACCGCUUCUAUACCGCUUCUCUACCUCUAUCGCCUCUAAAACCCCUUCUCUAUCUCUACCAGCUUCUCUAUCGCUCUCCUACUUGCUUCUUAACGCUCUCUCUACCUCUAUCGCUCACCGCUUCUCUAUCUCCUCUACCGCUUCUCUAUCGCUCUACCGCUUCUCUAUCGCUCUCUACGCUCUCCCUCUCUACGCUCUCCUACCUCUAUCGCUCUACCGCUUAUAUAUCGCUCUUACCGCUAUCGCUCUAUCGCUUACCGCUCUCUAUCGCUCUACCGUUCUCUAUCGCUCUACCGCUUCUCUAUAUCUCUAUCUCUUCUCUAUCGCUUCACCUACCCUCUCAAUCGUUCUAACUCUAACUCUCUUCCUCUCUCUCUUCAAGUGGAGGAGUGCAAUAUCGUUCUUGCCACCAGACCUGACAGAGACCGCACAUGGUGGAUGGGUUGACCAAUGGUGGAUGAGAACUUCUCUACACUCAGUUCCGACCCCACUCUGACUGAACCUCUCUCAUGGAGCUGGCAAACAAGGGACCACACAAGUCCCGGCCCAGACUACGUAACCUGUCUCCCACUCAUAGGAAAUAUAUCAGUGACAUGAUUCUAGUUCAUUUGACGUCCCAUCAAGCGGCCAUUUGCAUAAACAGCUAAGUGUUUUCCCAUAUAAAAGGGUUUACCUUACAGGGAUAAUUCCUCUACUAAGGAAUUUUAAGGGUUUGCAUAGAGCCCCUAAACAUUUCUUUAAAAAAUUUAAAGGGGUUUUUUAGUUGAAUUUUUGCAGGAAAACUAAAAAAACCGGGGGUUUAAUUUCAAGUCAAAAUUUUCUUAGGGAAGGAAAAAUUUAAGGUUAGGUUUGGAAGCUUAAAAAAAAAAUCUAAUACCAAAUUUUCAGACGAAUCUAUCAAAAGACACUUUUAAAUUAAAGGUUUUGUUUAAGGGGAGCGAAAUUGGGCUAAAAACAGGUGGAGAACCAAAAACUUCUACAUUAACAGAAAUUAAGAUAAAAAGUUUCUUUACUAUUUUUUCCUUUUAAAUCUUUACACUCCAUUACAUUUUCAUAGAUACCACCCUACCCCAACCCUUAGGAAUCUUUUUAUAUUUUAAAAUGCACUGGUUUUCCUUUACCAAGCAACCCCCCCACCCCACUCCACAUCCCGACCCUUUUCUUCUUAAGGGUUUGCAAGCCCCCUUUCCGGCCACCUUUGAAAUUUUUCUUAAGGAAACCCCCACAACCCGGUUAAACCCCACCACCCAAGACCAACCGCCACCUUCCCUCCCGGACACUGGGCCAAUUUUUUUGGGCCACUUGUUGGGGAACAGGAUUUCAUUUAUUUUUAUCUACAUUUCUGCCUGAGAAAUGACACCCUGAUAUAGUUCUGUGAUCUGUGAAACAGUUCUGUUAAUCACUGAGGCAUUGUGUGUUUGUGUUCUUUUUCUUUAGAAUUUUCAAAUAAACUUGACGUGUUUUAUGAUUAAUAGUGAUGUUGUGCUUGUACUAUUUUGGACACACUGUCCUCAGGCUCCAGCUUUAUGUUGUAUGUUGAUCGUAUUAAAACAAAGAAAACAAUCUGAAGUUGUUGUUUUUAAGUUAUAUAUACCAUGAUUUUUCCGGUCCGGCCCAUUUGGGAAUAGAUUUUCCUCCAUGUGGCCCCUGAGCUAAAAUGAGUUUGACACCCCUGAUCUAAUGUGUACUGAGAGAUAUUCUCCUCUUCUAAACCAUUGUGACGUUCUCGGCUCAGUACACUGACCCCCCGUCAGCUCAUUAAGGUGCAAUCAGGUCCUGAUUUGACUGAAAGUUUGAUGGAAUUGAGCCCAACUCUGGUAAAUCACUGUAUAUACUACAGGCCUUUGUCCUCAUAGCGAUAACUCCUCCUCCUAGGUCUGAGAGGUGGUCUAAGGACAGUGACUGUGCAGAGAACAUGUACAUAGACAUGAUGUUGAGGCGUCACGCCCGUCACCUCCUGGAGCACGUCAGACUGAAAGAGCUGGGUUGUUUCUCUGCCCAGCUGGGCUUCGAGCUGAUUGGCUGGCUGUGCCGCGAGCGCACGCGGGUGGCGCGGGUUGAUGACUUCGUCAUGGCGCUGAAGUGUCUCCACAAGGACUUCCUGUGGCCGUUUCCUGUCAUCCCAGCCUGCUCCAUCAGCUCGCCUUUCAAGAACGGACACCGCAGGACAGGUGAGCGCCAGGGUUUGUGUGCGUGUGUGCAACCCUGUGUGUGUGUGUGUGUUUAGAUCAUUGGAAUACUUGUGAAAAUGUGUGUGACUGCUGGGGCUGCAGGGGCUCUCUCUGUCUUAGCCUUGGCUGUCUGUCCCCAUCACGCUCUGACUCAUUGUGUUUUUAUGCAAACUUUGUGACUGAGAAUACAUUUUUUUCUCAAGUCGCAUUUGUUUUUUAUCAUUCAAUAAAAUCUGACCCAGUGUGUGUUCCUCCCUCUUCUUCCAGUGCUGAGCCAGCGUCUACUGAAGUCCCAGUCAAUAGACAGCCUGUUGAACAGUGACAUGGACACAGCGCCCCCGCAGGUCGCAGCACACAACAGCAACCACAACCACACCUGGCUAGACGGGCUGGGGACUCUGGGGCCGGAGCCUAAAGAGAUGGACACUGCCUCGUCCCACGGGGGGCCACAGACACAGGAGGCCUUCCUCUCUCCACUAACAAACAAAAGUAAGUAGUCUUCAACAGAAGAUAGGAACACUUGAGACGAACUCUCUUCUCUAUCUCCCUCUCUUCUCUACCUCUCUAUCUCUCUCUACCUCUUCUCUCUCGCUCUCGCUCUACCUCUCUCGCUCUACCUCUCUCUACCUCUACCUCUCACUCUCUACCUCUCACUCUACCUCUCUCUACCUCUAUCACUACAUCUACCUCUCUCUCUACCUCUAUCGCUCUACCGCUUCUCUACCGCUCUCUCUACCUCUAUCGCUCUACCGCUUCUCUAUCGCUCUACCGCUUCUCUAUUGCUCUACCGCUUCUCUAUCGCUCUACCGCUUCUCUAUCGCUCUACCGCUUCUCUAUCGCUCUACCGCUUCUCUAUCGCUCUACCGCUUCUCUAUCGCUCUACCGCUUCUCUACCGCUCUCUCUACCUCUAUCGCUCUACCGCUUCUCUAUCGCUCUACCGCUUCUCUAUCGCUCUACCGCUUCUCUAUCGCUCUACCGCUUCUCUAUCGCUCUACCGCUUCUCUAUCGCUCUACCGCUUCUCUACCGCUCUCUCUACCUCUAUCGCUCUACCGCUUCUCUAUCGCUCUAUCGCUCUACCGCUCUCUCUACCUCAAUCGCUCUACCGCUGCUCUAUCGCUCUACCGCUUCUCUAUCGCUCUACCGCUUCUAUCGCUCUACCGCUUCUCUAUAUCUCUAUCUCUUCUCUAUCGCUCUACCUCAACCUCUCGAUCGUUCUACCUCUACCUCUCUCUCUCUCUCUCUCAAGUGGAGGAGUGCAGUAUCGGUUCUGCCACAGACCUGACAGAGACCAGCAGCAUGGUGGAUGGAGAUUGGACCAUGGUGGAUGAGAACUUCUCUACACUCAGUCUGACCCACUCUGAGCUGGAACACUUCUCCAUGGAGCUGGCAAACAAGGGACCACACAAGUCCCAGGUCCAGCUACGGUAAGCCUGUCCUCCCACUCAUAGGAAAUAUAUCAGUAGACAGGAUUUCUAGUUCUAUUUGACGUCCCAAUCAGAGCAGGGUCUAUUUGCAUAAAACAGCUUAAGUGUUUUCCCUUAAGGGUUUACCUUAAGGAAUAAUUUCCUCUUACCUAAGGGAAUUGUUUAAGGGUGUUGCAUAGAGCCCCUCAAACAUUUCCUUAGGUAAGAGCAUCAUUUAAGGGUUUUAUGGUAGUUUGAAGGCAUGUACAGCAGAAAGAGUCUCCAAUUACCACGGAGACAACCUGAUUCACUGACUGAACAUCUCAUCAAAGAGAUCACAUUUAUCAAAACUGGAUGGUCUUCAGAGAUAGAUGGGAGGGGUUGAGGGUAGCUGAAGGAUGGGACUAAAAACAUUUUGGGAGAUCGCAUAAUAGAACUUCUACAUUCAAGACAGGAGUAACGUUGAUUCAGAAGAUAAUACACGUUUCUUGUAGUUACUUUUUUCUCAACUUGUGUCUAUUACUUUCUAGCACGUCCAGCUAACUUACAGAGUAGGUAGCCAGCUAGCCAGCUAGCCUUGUAGCCAUGGAUUGUGCACUUUAUAUGGUUUAACUACAUAGCUAGCUGGUGGAUGUUUUCUUUUUUUAACCAGGGCAGAGGAAAGCAACAUUCACCUCCACACAUGCUGUUUCCAUUGAUAUCCAUACUGAAUGAAGCACGUAAGGGACCUCAUGGGUACCCUUAACUUUUUCACUUAAUUUAAGGGGGAAAUUCGCCUUAAAAUGUUUUGUGCAACUGAUUAAAUUUAAGAAAACUUUAAGGGAAAAGAUAUGGGGAAAAUUAACUUAAGGUGUUUUAUGCAACCAGGCCCUGUACUUUACUAUUUAUAGGCAGGUAGCUUAGUGGUUAAGAGCGUUGUGCCAGUAACCGAAAGGUCGCUGGUUCUAAUCCCCGAGCUGACUAGGUGAAAAAUCUGUCUGUGCCCUUGAGCAAGGCACUUAACCCUAAUUGCUCCUGUAAGAGCGUCUGCUAAAUGACUAAAAUGUAAAUGUAUAUAUUUUUUACAACUUUUACUUCACUACAUUCCUAAAGAAAAUAAUGUACUUUUUUACUCCAUACAUUUUCCCUGAUACCCAAAAAUACUUGUUACAUUUUUAAUGCUUAGCAGGACAGGAAAAUUGUCAAAUUCACGCACUAAUCAAGAGAACAUCCUUGGUCAUCCCUACUGCCUCUGAUCUGGUGGACUCACUAAACACAAACGCUUUGUUUGUCAAAUAUGUCUGUGUCGGAGUGUGCCCCUGGCUAUCCGUAAAUUUUUAAAAUAAAGAAAAUUGUGCCGUCUGGUUUGCUUAAUAUAAGGAAUUUGAAAAGAUUUUUACGUUUUGAUACUUAAGUAUAUUUUAGCAAUUACAUUUACUUUUGAUACUUAAGUUUAAGACCAAAUACUUUUAGACUUUUACUCAAGCAGUGUUUUACUGGAUGACUUUCACUUUUACACUGCUAAAAAAAAAAUAAAGGGAACACUUAAACAACACAAUGUAACUCCAAGUCAAUCACACUUCUGUGAAAUCAAACUGUCCACUUAGGAAGCAACACUGAUUGACAAUAAAUGUCACAUGCUGUUGUGCAAAUGGAAUAGACAACAGGUGGAAAUUAUAGGCAAUUAGCAAGACACCCCCAAUAAAGGACUGGUUUUGCAGGUGGUGACCACAGACCACUUCUCAGUUCCUAUGCUUCCUGGCUGAUGUUUUGGUCACUUUUGAAUGCUGGCGGUGCUUUCACUCUAGUGGUAGCAUGAGACGGAGUCUACAACCCACACAAGUGGCUCAGGUAGUGCAGCUCAUCCAGGAUGGCACAUCAAUGCGAGCUGUGGCAAGAAGAUUUGCUGUGUCUGUCAGCGUAGUGUCCAGAGCAUGGAGGCGCUACCAGGAGACAGGCCAGUACAUCAGGAGACGUGGAGGAGGCCGUAGGAGGGCAACAACCCAGCAUCAGGACUGCUACCUCUGCCUUUGUGCAAGGAGGAGCAGGAGGAGCACUGCCAGAGCCCUGCAAAAUGACCUCCAGCAGGCCACAAAUGUGCAUGUGUCUGCUCAAACGGUCAGAAAUAGACUCCAUGAGGGUGGUAUGAGGGCCCGACGUCCACAGGUGGGGGUUGUGCUUACAGCCCAACACCGUGCAGGACAUUUGGCAUUUGCCAGAGAACACCAAGAUUGGCAAAUUCGCCACUGGCGCCCUGUGCUCUUCACAGAUGAAAGCAGGUUCACACUGAGCACAUGUGACAGACGUGACAGAGUCUGGAGACGCCGUGGAGAACGUUCUGCUGCCUGCAACAUCCUCCAGCAUGACCGGUUUGGCGGUGGGUCAGUCAUGGUGUGGGGUGGCAUUUCUUUGGGGGGCCGCACAGCCCUCCAUGUGCUCGCCAGAGGUAGCCUGACUGCCAUUAGGUACCGAGAUGAGAUCCUCAGACCCCUUGUGAGACCAUAUGCUGGUGCGGUUGGCCCUGGGUUCCUCCUAAUGCAAGACAAUGCUAGACCUCAUGUGGCUGGAGUGUGUCAGCAGUUCCUGCAAGAGGAAGGCAUUGAUGCUAUGGACUGGCCCGCCCAUUCCCCAGACCUGAAUCCAAUUGAGCACAUCUGGGACAUCAUGUCUCGCUCCAUCCACCAACGCCACGUUGCACCACAGACGGAGUUGGCGGAUGCUUUAGUCCAGGUCUGGGAGGAGAUCCCUCAGGAGACCAUCCGCCACCUCAUCAGGAGCAUGCCCAGGCGUUGUAGGGAGGUCAUACAGGCACGUGGAGGCCACACACACUACUGAGCCUCAUUUUGACUUGUUUUAAGGACAUUACAUCAAAGUUGGAUCAGCCUGUAGUGUGGUUUUCCACUUUAAUUUUGAGGGUGACUCCAAGUCCAGACCUCCAUGGGUUGAUAAAUUUGAUUUCCAUUGAUCAUUUUUGUGUGAUUUUGUUGUCAGCACAUUCAACUAUGUAAAGAAAAAAGUAUUUAAUAAGAUUAUUUCAUUCAUUCAGAUCUAGGAUGUGUUAUUUUAGUGUUCCCUUUAUUUUUUUGAGCAGUGUACUUGAGUCAAUUUCUAAGAAGGUAUCUUUUACUCAAGCAUGACAAUCGAGGACUUUUUCCACCACUGCUAUUAGGUGCUACUAAUACUCCUCCACCCCACUUCCCAUCCCAACCUAGCUAGACGUAUGGCUGCGGUGACCUAUUAGUUUGUGUCUGUGUGUUGGUUUCAUAUGUAGGUUUGUGUAUAUCUUGUGAUUUGUCAGCCUUUGCUUGUGUAUCCUUAGGUAGGUUCCCUGGACACAGAUUAAGCCUAUCCUGGACUCAGAUGGACUAAAUGGAGAAUCUCCAUUGAUCAUGCUUCUUAGUGUAGGACUAGGCUUACUCUGUGUGUGGGAAAGCAGUCCCUUAUGUAUCAUGCCUCAUAGCUUAUCUCUCUGUCCUCAGGUACCUGCUGCAUGUGUUCAUGGAGGCGGGCUGUCUGGAGUGGUGCGUUAUGAUUGGUCUGAUCCUGAGAGAGGCCACAGUCAUCAUGCAGGUGGUCAACUUCCUGGACAGCCCAGAGGUUCCUCCUGAGACAGUCCAAAGUGUCCGUUCCGGCCUGCUGGGGGUCGACGCAUGGGCCUCCACAGACUGGUCAGUGUCUCUGUCACUCUCUCCUUCUUUCUCUCCCUCUGCACAAAUUGUAAAAUCAAAGUCCAACCAGAAUAACUUUCUGUGUACAGUGCUCUGUUUAUUCUAACAUUUUCACCGCAUUGUCAAGUGUUUAUAGGUUCAGAACUUUUGUGAAACUGCACAGUCAAAAUAUAUAUGGCAAAUAGAAAUCAAAACUGGAUGGUCUUCAGAGAUAGAUGGGAGGGGUUGAGGGUAGCUGAAGGAUGGGACUAAAAACAAACAAAAGAUAACUACUUGAAAAUACACUGUGUCCGUACAAUUUAGAUAGGCUUCUACUUCCAGUUUGUACAUACGAAGUGUUGUUGUCCAUUAGUUUACUCCAAUUAAGGGAGGGGUGGUAGGGUUAGGGGAAAAGAAUAAAGGAAAAUAUAUUUAAAAAUAUAUGUUUUUUAUUUAUUUAUGUACUGUACCAGUCAAAAGUUUGGACACACCUACUCAUUCCAGGGUUUUUCUUUAUUUUUACUAUUUUCUACAUUGUAGAAUAAUAGUGAAGACAUCAAAACUAUGAAAUAACACAUAUGGAAUCAUGUAGUAACCAAAAAAGUGUUAAACAAAUCAAAAUAUAUUUGAGAUUCUUCAAAGUAGCCACCCUUUGCCUUGAUGACAGCUUUGCACACUCUUGGCAUUCUCCCAAGCAGCUUCAUGAGGUAGUCACCUGGAAUGCAUUUCAAUUAACAGGUGUGCCUUCUUAAAAGUUCAUUUGUGGAAUUUAUUUCCUUCUUAAUGCGUUUGAGCCAAUCAGUUGUGUUAUGACAAGGUAUACAGAAGAUAGCCCUAUUUGGUAAAAGACCAAAGUCCAUAUUAUGGCAAGAACAGCUCAAAUAAGCAAAGAGAAAUGACAGUCCAUCAUUACUUUAAGACAUGAAGGUCAGUCAAUACGGUACAUUUCAAGAACUUUGAAAGUUUCUUCAAGUGCAGUCGCAAAAACCAUCAAGCGCUAUGAUGAAACUGGCUCUCAUGAGGACCACCACAGGAAUGGAAGACCCAGAGAUACCGCUGCUGCAGAGGAUGAUCUCCGCAUGUGUGGUUCCCACCGUGACGCAUGGAGGAGGAGGUGUGAUGGUGUGGGGGUGCUUUGCUGGUGACACUGCCAGUGAUUUAUUUAGAAUUCAAGGCGCACUUAACCAGCAUGGCUACCACAGCAUUCUGCAGCGAUACGCCAUCCCAUCUGGUUUGGGCUUAGUGGGACUAUCAUUUGUUUUUCAACAGGACAAUGACCCAAAAAACACACUUCCAGGCUGUGUAAGGGCUAUUUUACCAAGAAGGAGAGUGAUGGAGUGCUGCAUCAGAUGACCUGGCCUCCACAAUCACCCGACCUCAACCCAAUUGAGAUGGUUUGGGAUGAGUUGGACCGCAGAGUGAAGGAAAAGCAGCCAACAAGUGCUCAGCAUAUGUGGGAACUCCUUCAAGACUGUUGGAAAAGCAUUCCUCAUGAAGCUGGUUGAGAGACUGCCAAGAGUGUGCAAAGGGUGACUACAUUGAAUAAUCUCAAAUAUAAAAUAUAUUUUGAUUUGUUUAACACUUUUUUUGGUUACUACGUGAUUCCAUAUGUGUUAUUUCAUAGUUUCGAUGUCUUCACUAUUAUUCUACAGUGUGGAAAAUAGUAAAAAUAAAGAAAAACCCUUGAAUGAGUAGGUGUGUCCAAACUUUUGACUGGUACUGUAAGUAUUCAGACCCUUUAAUCAGUACUUUGUUGAAGCACCUUUGGCAGCGAUUACAGCAUCGAGUCUUCUUGGUAAUGACGCUACAAGCUUGGCACAUCUGUAUUUGGGGAGUUUCUCCCAUUCUUCUCUGCAGUGCCUCUCCAGGUCUGUCAGGUUGGAUGGGGAGCAUUGCUUCACAGCUAUUGUCAGGUCUCUCCAGAGAUGUUCGAUCAGGUUCAAGUCCAGGCUCUGGCUGGGCCACUCAAGGACAUUCAGAGACUUGUCCCGAAGCCACUCCUGCGUUGUCUUGGCUGUGUGCUUAGGGUCGUUGUCCUGUUGGAAAGUGAACCUUCGCCCCAGUCUGAGGUCCUGAGUGCUCUGGAGCAGGUUUUCAUCAAGGAUCUCUCUGUACUUUGCUCCGUUCAUCUUUGCCUCGAUCCUGACUAGUCUCCCAGUCCCUGCCGCUGAAAAACCUCCCCACAGCAUGAUGCUGCCACCACCAUGCUUCACCGAAGGGAUGGUGCCAGGUUUCCUCCAGCCGUGACGCUUGGCAUUCAGGCCAAAGAGUUCAAUCUUGGUUUCAACAGACCAGAGAAUCUUGUUUCUCAUGGUCUGAGAGUCUUAAGGUGCCUUUUGGCAAACUCCAAGCGGGCUGUCAUGUGCCUUUUACUGAGGAGUGACUUCCGUCUGGCCACUCUACCAUAAAGGCCUGAUUGGUGGAGUGCUGCAGAGAUGGUUGUCCUACUGGAAGGUUCUCCCAUCUCCACAGAGGAACUCUGGAGCUCUGUCAGAGUGAGCAUUGGGUUCUUUGUCACCUCCCUGACAAAGGCCCUUCUCCCCUGGUUGCUCAGUUUGGCCGGGCGGCCAGCUCUAGAAAGAGUCUGGGUGGUUCCAAACUUCUUCCAUUUAAGAAUGAUGGAGGCCACUGUGUUCUUGGGGACCUUCAAUGCUGCAGACAUUUUUUGGUACCCUUCCCCAGAUCUGUGCCUCGACACAAUCCUGUCUCGGACCUCUACAGUCAAUUCCUUCGACCUCAUCUUGGUUUUUGCUCUGACAUGCAUUGUCAACUGUGGGACCUUAUAUAGACAAGCGUAUGCCUUUCCAAAUCAUGUCCAAUCAAUUGAAUUUACCACAGGUGGACUCCAAGUUGUAAUAACAUCUCAAGGAUUAUCAAUGUAAACAGGAUGCACCUGAGCUCAAUUUUGAGUCUCAUAGCAAAGGGUCUGAAUACUUAUGUAAAUUAGGUAUUUCUGUUUUUUAUUUUUUUAUAAAUUUGCCAACAUUUCUAAAACCUGUUUUUGCUUUGUCGUUAUGGGGUAUUGUGUGUAGAUUGCUGAGGAUAAUAUUUUUAAAAUCAAUUUUAGAAAAAGGCUGUAAUGUAACACUGUGGAAAAAGUCAAGGGGUCUAAAACUACUUUCCGAAGGCACUGUGUGUGUAUGUGUCUAGCUGCAAUAAUAAAGCUGAUCUACCCCCUAAAAUAAUAGUUAAUAAUAUUUGUAUUCAUCCAGACCACUAGUGGAACUGUGGUGUAAAGGAUGUUACAUGUUCUAUAGCAGCUAUGGCAAAGGCACAGUGAAGGUCAUGAAUGUUGUGAUCUGGAUACUGACUCCUCCUCCCCUCUCCACUCCCUGUAGCCUGGGCUAUAAGCCCUUCCUGAACAUGAUCCGGCCCCAGCUGCAGAAGCUCAUAGAGACUUCUGUAGAUCAGAUCCAGCCUGAAGCCUUCCUGCCAGGGGCUUCCAACCCCAACUCCAAGCUGGCUGAGCCCCAGCCCGGAGACCCCAGGGUAGAAGACAGUAGGGGGCCUGCUCCCCUAGGUCUGGCCCUUCCUCUGGAGCCCCCUGGGGGGUUAGGGACCGAGGACGGAGGAGCUCCAGAGGAGCAGGAGGAGCAGGCGGUGGAUGAGGGGGCGUAUGACUGCACUUUGUCCUGACAUGCCCUGUCCUGACCUGGGUCGUGUUCAUUAGGCACCAAACGGAAGAAAAUGGACUGAAACAGGGAGGGACUGACUACAUGGACUUAAACUUUUUUGCUACAGUAAGCCCUGAUGAAUACAGACUUUUUCUGACCUCUGACCUUGCUGGGCGGGUGUGUGAUGGGACACAGGAUGAGGAUGAGGAAGAGGAGGAGGAGGAAAGCUGCACUGGAAGCCUCAAAGAUUAAACACUGCAUUGUGUGUCGAACCCGUUUGUUGGCUGACGUGGACUCUGAUAUGUUGUGUUGACCAUGAGUGUGUGUGUAUGAAACUGAAUGUGUGUGUAUGAGACUGAGUGUGUGUGUAUGAGACUGAAUGUGCGUGUGUGUGUGUGUAUGAGACUGUGUGUGUGCUUGUUUGUGUCAUGGUUUUGUGUGUAUUACUACACUGGGUGUGUAACAGUUGGAAGACUCAAACGCAAGAGAACAUUCUCGACUUUCUUCUCUCCUGUCCGGAUACUCGUCCAUCCCAGUGCUGGAGCAGGGUCGGUCAGUCUGUCUGUCUGUGAGUGAGUGGGCUCCUGUGGUUAAGAGUGUCAGUAUUGUCCAGUUGAUUAUGGACUUGAGUCACUGCAGACAAUGUUAGUCAGGACACAGCCAAUUCAUAACACAAAAACAAAUGCUUACCUAAAAUAUAGAUACAAAAAAAGGAAUUUGAUCACAGACCAGGGUUUACCAGACUGAGUUUGGGCUAGUCAGGCUUUAUUCCGGGAUUAAGUGUUCAACCACAAAGCAGGCAGUUUGUGUUGCAAGUUAGCUUUUUACCAAAAUGUUCAGAUCAGAGAAACCCUGUCUGUGUUGCAGUCUGGAUCGUGCUGGUCUGGGCUAUAGUGUCUGUCUAGAUAGAAAUGUCAGAUCGCUGUGACGACGUGCUGGGCGGAGAGCGAUAAAAAGCAUCUGGGAUAUUAUCAGUUAGACAUGUCACACAUCAGUGGUGGAACAAGGACCCAAUUGUCAUACUUGAGUAAAAGUAAAGAUACCGUAAUAGAAAAUUACUCAAGUGAAAGUCACCCAGUAAAAUACUACUUGAGUAAAAGUCUAAAAGUAUUUGGUUUUAAAUUUACUUAAGUAUCAAAAGUAAAUUUUAUUGCACAAAUAUACUUAAGUAUCAAAAGUAAAAGUAUAAAUCAUUUCACAUUAUAUUACGCAAACCAGACAGCACUUUUUUUUUUAUAAAUGGUAAAGUACUUUACACCACUGUCACAUAUGAAGCUUUAUUGGCGCUCCUUCCACAUUACAGAAAAUUCAACCUGUAUAUUUUUGUCACAGUUUGUGCAACGGUCUAUUGUCCUUUGUUGUGGAGGAGAUCAGAUAUAACUUUUGGCAAGGAACCAACCAUGGUCAACUGUGUGUGCUGGACAAGUUCCGAACAUUUUUA